ACUAGUGUUUGCAACUCUUUCAAUUCGACUUAAAUGUGAUUCUUAUCCUUACUUAGUUGAAGAAAUUGAAAAAAUAUCGCUAUACAUUAUGGUGACUUGCUGUUCUGUUGUGGGAUGUCGUAAUGUAACUGAUAAAGCAAAGGGAGUUCGGAUGUUUAACUUUCCGAAAGUUAAGAAGAAUUGUAUUUCGGCGAACAAGAAUCAAUUGGUGAGAAAAAGAAGAAAAGCAUGGUUUGCCAAACUUAACCGAAAGGAUAUCAAGUUGGAAGAUUUGAAUACUAGGAGAAUUUGUUCAGCGCAUUUCAUUUCAGGGAAACCUGCUGAUGUUAUGGAUGUUAAUGACCCUGACUGGAUACCAUCUAUAAAUAUGGGAAAAAUUGAUGUGAAAUUAGGAAGUGAUAAAACUUCGUAGGCGGACUGAAAGAUACGCACAGCGCGAAAUUGCUCGAGUUUCAAUUUCAUCUACUUCACCAUCACCACCUGAAGAAAUUUCGUAUUCAAAUUCAUCGAUAGAAAUCAAUGAAGAUGGCAGUGAUGAUAGUGCUUCCACGAUCGUUGAUAAUAAUACGCCGAAAGAGCAACUUGAAAAUGAUUCACAUUGUAAAGAAACAAUCGAUGUAUGGGGCGAACUUCAAAAAAGAACUGAAGAGGUAUUUCAACUAAGACAAGAAAUACAACGCCUCUCGGAUCGUCAGUUAACCAAGGCAGCUUUUAUGAAAGACGAAGUGAAAUUGAAAUUCUACACCGGCUUGCCAAGUUUUCAAGUAUUUCAGUUAAUUCAAAAUGCAAUAGAUGAUUCAUUGAGCUCGUUGAAGUUUACAGCGAUAGAUAACUUUCAAAUGCUUUUAUUAACGUUGAUGAAGCUUAGAAUGAAUAGUUCUUUUAGAGAUUUGGGCUAUAGAUUUGGUAUUCGAGCCGAUUCUGCUUCGCUGAUUUUCAAGAAAGUUAUCAUAUUUCUAUAUCAUGCCUUGAAUGAAUUCAUUAUUUGGCCUAGUCGUGAUGCAGCUAAAGUAUUGAUACCAGCUUGUUUUCGAAACAAUUUUGGAGAUAAGUUUGCUAUAAUUCUAGAAUGUUUUGAAGUUAGUACUCAGAAACCUUCAUCGUUACGAGCAAACCAACAGUCGUUUUCUAAUUACAGUGGUACAAAUACUGUAAAAUACUUGAUCGGUAUUACCCCACAUGGAGUAGUUUCUUUCGUUUCUAAAGGUUACGAAGGUAGAGUCAGCGAUAGAGUUAUAACAGAAGACUGUGGUAUUCUUAAAAAUCUUCUUCCUGGAGAUGUUGUGUUAGUUGAUCAAGGAUUUACUAUCAAUGAAUUAGUUGCAGAGACACAAACAGUAAAAGUACCAGAUUCCAAUCGAAGCCAAGCACAACUUCAACCAAGUCCUGUGGAAAAUACACGAACGAUUGCAUCUGUUCGUAUUCACGUUGAACGAAUUAUAGGCGAGAUUAGAAACAAAUACGCUAUCAUGAAUGGUCCUAUCUCUAUUGAAUUACUUCGCAAUAUGUAUCAAAACGAACGAUUAUUAGAUUUCAUUGUAAAGGUGUGUUGUAUUUUGGCCAAUUUUUGUGAUUCUAUAGUACCUAUUGGUGAAUAAAGACUCAUUUAUAUAAA
Messenger RNA from Planococcus citri (citrus mealybug), 1615 nucleotides. RefSeq lists its product as uncharacterized. The transcript is spliced from 2 exons. The record is from RefSeq and is a predicted model, not a curated record. The coding region runs from base 714 to 1598 and encodes 294 amino acids. NCBI's taxonomy places the organism in Eukaryota, Metazoa, Arthropoda, Insecta, Hemiptera, Pseudococcidae.